Messenger RNA from Aureobasidium subglaciale EXF-2481, 1930 nucleotides. RefSeq lists its product as uncharacterized. The record is from RefSeq and is a predicted model, not a curated record. Bases 357 to 1832 code for a protein of 491 amino acids. Gene Ontology annotation, molecular function: N,N-dimethylaniline monooxygenase activity; NADP binding; flavin adenine dinucleotide binding. NCBI's taxonomy places the organism in Eukaryota, Fungi, Ascomycota, Dothideomycetes, Dothideales, Saccotheciaceae. The transcript is spliced from 2 exons.
CGGGAAGGCGCUACCCGAGAUGACGCUCAGUAUCGCUGCAGAUGUCACGGCAUGUGCUCUGGAAGUCCUCUGAUGCACAUGAGUCGACAUCAUCUUCCGCGAAAGUUACGCGUGCUCGCAAGAUGAACUGCUCUUAAAUAUCGUCCCCGAGAUACUCGGCACGGCUCAGGAUUGCAACGGCGGAAACAAGGUUUGGAGGCAAGGGCUACCCCUCGAUCAGGACCCCGUGAACCGACAGAUGUAUGACAUCGAUGGACAAGUAAAGCAGCCUUAUAUCAGAGCAUAGACGUCUUCUUUGUCCAUCAAUAAGACAUACAUUCGACAAAACAAGUAAAAGUCUUAGGAGCCCCUCUACCAUGGCUACUCACAAUGACAGCCCAAACUUCUAUGAUUGCCUGAUCAUUGGAGCGGGAAUCUCUGGCAUCAACGUUGCGUACAGAUUACAGGAGCAAUCACCUAAUCAGUCAUACGCGAUAUUGGAGGCUCGCGAUUCUCUAGGCGGCACAUGGGACCUGUUUCGCUAUCCUGGAAUUCGAAGCGAUUCUGAUAUGUACACCUUUGGCUUUGAGUUCUAUCCAUGGAAGGAAUAUCGCACAAUGGCAGAUGGAGCCUCGAUCAAACAGUAUUUGAAGGAUGCCGCAAGCACUUUCGGAAUAGAUGAACAUAUUCGUUAUCGCCAUAAGCUUCUCGCUGCAAAUUGGUCUUCGGAUCAACAAAACUGGAGUCUCAACGUCGACACACCUAAUGGCAAGAAGAACAUUCGCUCUCGCUUCAUUGUCUUUUGCACGGGAUACUACGACUUCAAUGAAGCCAUGCCUGCUACUAUUCCGGGCAUUGAGAAGUUUCAAGGAAAAGUCGUCCAUCCACAAUUUUGGCCUGAAGACCUGGACUAUAAGAACAAAGAGGUUGUCAUCGUCGGCAGCGGGGCUACUGCUGUAACUUUACUUCCCAACAUCGCAAAGGAGACCAACAAAGUCAUCAUGUUACAACGCAGUCCUACCUACAUUGCUGCAGUUCCACAGCGAGACAAUCUCUCGUACUGGCCAGCAAAGUUCCUUCCUCUCAGCUGGACAUACAAGCUUAGGCGCAUACAAUUCUUAAUCCUGCCGUUCCUCUUCUUCAAAUUUUGCAAGGCCUUCCCUGAUCGCGCCAGAAAACUGCUGAAGAAGGGAGCAGCGUCUCAACUGCCAGAGGGCUACCCCCUGGAGCCUAAUUUCGACCCAAGCUAUGGACCAUGGGACCAACGUCUUUGUGCGUCUCCAGAUGGAGACUUCUACAAGGCUAUCAAGGACGGACAAGCCGAAGUCGUUACGGCUCACAUCAAGCAGGUCACAGAAAAGAGUAUUCACCUCGAAGGCUCUGACCGUGUCUUGACUCCCGACAUCAUCGUCACCGCAACAGGACUGAAACUCAUUAUGGCUGGAGGCACCAAGUUGUCUGUGGACAAUGAGCCUACGGAGGUAUCGCAAAAGCAUCUGUGGAAGGGUGCGAUGAUCGAAGACGUCCCCAAUGCUGCUGUAGUCCUGGGAUACACCAACGCAUCCUGGACACUAGGCUCAGACGCAACGGCACAAUUCGUAACUCGUCUCUUGAACCACAUGGACAAGAACGGCUUAUCACAAGCAGUGCCGAAAGUGGAUCCUAAGUCUGGCAUGCAAGAUCAAUCGGUUCUGAAUCUCAAAUCCACCUAUAUCGUCAAGGCAGAAGGCAGCCUUCCCAAAGCUGGAAACAAGGCUCCGUGGCUCCCGCGAUCGCAUUACCUCAGAGAUUUGUGGGAGAUGAAGUUUGGCAGCAUCACGCACGACAUGCAAUUUUCGAGAAUCUCUACGUAGAGUUUAGAUAUAUCCAUGAGAAUGAUGUCCUUUCCUGCUUUUUAGUAUUAAAUAUGUAUAAUGAAGGAGAAUAGAUGACUCAAUACGACCAAUCACAG